Molecule: messenger RNA, 2307 nt
Organism: Colletotrichum karsti
Lineage: Eukaryota; Fungi; Ascomycota; Sordariomycetes; Glomerellales; Glomerellaceae
Product: ankyrin unc44
Exons: 2
Coding region: 1-2307 (768 amino acids)
Molecular function (GO): protein binding
Source: RefSeq, a predicted model, not a curated record
AUGGACUCCCCGGGAUGUCUGCCCGGUGCUGGUCUUGCCGACUUGAUACGGACCGCACAACUUCUGGCCGAGCGGUACGAUUGCACUGCCAACAGUCUUAACACGGCUCCUGUCACCUUGGCUGCGGUGGCCAAAGAAUGUCGCGCCGUCACCGACGCACUCCGUCGGUUCAAGUACCUCCGCCAAACAAUCCCCGAAACUCUCGUCUUCGACCCUGUACUACUAGACGACUCCUGUCAUGAAGCCCUCGACGCACUUUCGAAGAACCUCUCGUCCCUCGACUUCUACAGCACUCGCAUCCGUUCCUCGAGCACCGACGGCGAUGUCGACAUGUCCACGGGUCACCUCACCAUCAUCUGGAACGAGGACAAUCUGAAGCAGAUCCUACGGAAACUGAGGACCAGCCGUCAGUCCCUAGCUUUUCUUCUGAACUGUGUCCCAAGCGAGCAUGUUACGUCCAAGAACCACUCCACAUUCAUGCACUCGUCGCGUCUAGGUCCGUGGGACUGCGCGAUCAGCCCAGCUAUUCUCAACAAAGGCAGUAGACUGCGUUUGUCAACGAUCGGCCCACGACCCCGUCCCGAUGUGUCCCCGGUAUGCGAUGUGUCCGGUAUUCACUCCGCCCUGAGGAGACUGAGGCCGAAACCCGGCGUGUUAUUCAAGCAAAGCAUGCGGGCCACCAAAGAAUUACACGAUGCCAUCGAUCACGGAGACGAGGCCACCGUGGUUAAGUUAUUGUUGCAGCGUAUCGACCCAAACGCACCGAGCCUCGGUUCAAAGACAACGCCGCUGCGACGAGCCCUCACCCGACAACUUCCAUCGAUUGCAACGUUUCUCUCGAUGGCUGGAGCAGACUUGGAAACCCGUAACGAAGACGGCGAAACAGCUUUGAUCACCGCCGUCAAGCAGAAUUUCUCCGACAAGUACAUCUCCUUGCUUUGCGAUCUCGGCGCCUCUCUCGACGCUGUCGAUGCCCUGGGUUGCUCAGCAGUCCAUCACGCCGCCAUGUCUCCCAAAGAGGACGAUGAUACCCUGGCGGUGCUAAUUUACGCUGGAGCCGACGUCGAUCGCAGGGACACGGGUGGGCGAACACCGCUAAUUGCCGCCGUCCAGAACUAUCGUUUCAAGUCGAUCGAGAAGCUCCUCGAAUACGGCGCCGACUUGGAAGCUCGCUUGCAAAAUGGACGCACGGCACUUCAUGUCGCGAUCUCGAUGCGGAGCAGGCCUCUGGUUGAGUUUCUGUCCGACCAGGGGGCAUAUCUCGAUCGGCGAGUAAACGAGCACACGGCUCUGACUUUCGCGAUCGCCACUGCCUCCCCUGACAUUGCCGAAGUCCUAGUAGAGGCCGGCGCCAACAUCAAUCACGCCAGUUUAAAGGGCAAUUUUCCGCUUCUUGCAGCCGCUGCGGCUGGCGACUUGCGCACCAUGAAGCUACUACUAUCUCGAGGAGCGAAGUUGGACGCUGUCGGCGGUGAGGGCUAUUUGCCCAUUCACAUGGCAGCCCACAAGAAUCGCGUCGAGAUCCUGCAUCUUCUCUUCAAGUCAGAUUCGCCGAUUGAUCCCCUGACAGAGCACGGUGAGACACCGCUUACCAUCGCCAUGCAUUUGGGAUGUUACGAAGCGGCGCAGUUCUUGAUCGAGAUCGGAGCAAAUGUUGACCACGCCGCCCCGGGUGCUGAAAGAAUCAUCAGUCAGGCGCUGAAAGCCGGCAACACGCGCAUCGCAAUGGCUCUCGUCCGAGGCGGCGCCGAUCUCACGACUCCUCUGAGACGAGACGCCAGCAUGACGCCGAUACAUCAAGCAGCUCAUCUAGCACACAAUGAUGUGCUUGCAACGAUGAUCAAAACCGGCGUUGAUCUGGAUACUAGAACCUGGCCAGGCUAUACGCCAUUGUUCUUCGCCGCACAAGCCGGUCAUAUUGCUACAGUUCGCCUACUUCUUACUGGAGGUGCCCACCUCCGUGAACGCUCAAGAUCAUGCGCAAAUCUGCUGUUUGUGAGCACGGCUUUCCCCUCUAUGAUGAAGUUCUUGAUGGAUCUGGGCCUGGACCCUAAUGAGCGCGAUUUCCAUGGCGCCACAGCCCUUCACUACGCGGCAUCCAAAGGCCACAUGGCGAGUGUCAAAUUGAUGUUGCACCGGGGAGCGAGGAUGACACACGCAAGCGCCGUCUUCGAGACUCUGGACGAUUACAAGACGAAGGCUGCUUAUCGUCAAGGCACUCCUGCGGGCCUGGCGAGGCAGAAGGAUCACAUCAAAGUCGCUCGAUUACUCGAGGGCUGGAAGUUCAAGCCUCUUCAGCCCUCGUGA